Molecule: messenger RNA, 1293 nt
Organism: Mercurialis annua (annual mercury)
Lineage: Eukaryota; Viridiplantae; Streptophyta; Magnoliopsida; Malpighiales; Euphorbiaceae
Exons: 3
Coding region: 1-1293 (430 amino acids)
Source: RefSeq, a predicted model, not a curated record
AUGAAGAAAUUCAAAUGGGACGGAGAUUGUCAAAACGCAUUUGAGGAAUUGAAGUCAUUCUUGACUAAUCCGCCCUUUCUGAGUAGACCCAUAGCCGGAGAGACGUUGUACCUGUACUUAUCAGUAGGGAGAGAGACUAUCGCCUCAGUACUUGUACAAGAAGAAGAGGAGAAAAGGCCAAUCUAUUACAUAAGCAGGACGCUGAAAGGGGCGAAGCUUAACUACCUAACCAGCGACAAACUUGCACUCGCCAUAGUAGUGACUACCAAAAAGCUCAAGCCAUAUUUCCAAGGACACACAGUCAUAGUACGCACAAAUCAGCCCUUGAAGAAAGCACUCCAUCGACCGAAGACCUCCGGACGGUUAGUUAGCUGGUCAGUACAGUUGGGAGAACAUGAUAUUAGAUACAAACCAAGAACCACCUUGAAGGCUCAAGCACUUGCUGACUUCGUGGAGGAGAUGACGGAGAAGCCAUGCGACUUAGUCACCGAAGAGUUGAUAUGUAACCUGUUCGUAGACAGAGUCUCCAGUGAGCAAGGAGCAGGCAUAGUCCUAUUGGGACCCAACAAAAUCACCAUAGAAUACGCAGUGCACCUGAGUUUCAAGGCUACCAACAAUGUAGCAGACAAAAGAGAAGAACAUGGCGAAAUACAUGGCGAAAGAAAAAGAGCAGCUCAAAAGAUAGAAAAGAAUGGAGGACAAUGGGAGAUAGUCCCCAUCCAUAGGGAAGAGAACACGAGAGCAGACGCAAUAGCUAAAGCCGCCACACUGAAAAGCCAGCUAUAUGUGUCGCUCCAGAUGAAAGAGGACAGGAUGACACCAACCGUUGAAGAGAAGCAGAUGUUACCUGUCACAGUACUCGAUCCAUGGAUGCAACCUAUAGUAGCAUACUUGGCAGACGGAUUAUUACCUGAGGGACGCACUGAGGCUGCUAAACUGGUUCGAAUUUCCUCUGUAUACUCUUUGAUAGAGGGGGUGAUGUACCGGACCUCAGUCACACACCCAUGGUCCAAAUGCAUAUCACUAGAAGAAGGAAGCUACGUCCUUAGAGAGAUCCAUGAAGGAGAAUGCGGAGCUCAUGAAGGCGCAAUCACUCUGUAUAGAAAAGCAAUGCUACAAGGAUUCUAUUGGCCCACCAUGAAGAAAGAUGCAGAAGAAAUGGUCAAGAAAUGCGACAAGUCCAGAGGACAAGUGAAGUUCAUAGUGGUAGCAAUUGAUCAUUUCACCAAAUGGAUAAAGGGUACAGCCCAUGAGCACCAUAACGAGUCGGAAAAUCCAGAAAUGGUUAUCUAA